Molecule: messenger RNA, 1319 nt
Organism: Lecanosticta acicola
Lineage: Eukaryota; Fungi; Ascomycota; Dothideomycetes; Mycosphaerellales; Mycosphaerellaceae
Source: the annotation of a GenBank genome assembly
AUGAGGUCCCUCCUCGCGACGGCGGCGCUGUUGUCUGGCGUUUCGGCGUCUCUAAUGCCAGCACCGAUGGUGACAAGGGCUUACGAAUGGAUCAUCAAGCCAAAGAUCAUGAUUGUUUCGAUGUUGUGAGUAUCGGAAUUCGACAUUGAGCCGGUGAAUGUGAUGAUAAUCCGUUCACAGUGAUCCCGAAGGUGAAGCGUGGUACGGCAUUCCGGAAUUCGACGUCCUCGCACUGAACAUCACCGUUCCCGGUCUCUCACCGCUAUAUCCGGACGUGCACUGCACGGCUAAUGGAGAUGUCUGCCAACUCACCAUCGGAGAGAGCGAGAUCAAUGCCGCUACAUCGAUUGCGUCUCUCGUUCGCUACGGUCGCUUCGAUCUCAAAUCGACAUACUGGUUCGUCGCCGGUAUCGCGGGCGUCAACCCAGAAGUCGCAACCAUCUGUUCUGCGACCUUUGCACGAUACGCCGUCCAGGUGGCUCUGCAGUACGAAUUCGAUCCGAGAGAAAUUCCGGCCAAUUUCUCGACGGGCUAUAUUCCUCUCGGAAGCCAUGCUCCCUCGGAGUAUCCCAGCAGCAUCUAUGGUACGGAGGUUUUUGAGCUGAAUCAGAAUCUCCAAAAGCUGGCGGCCAAUCUUGCGCGCAAGGCUACGUUGAAUGACAGCGACGAUGCGGUGGCGUACAGGGCCAAGUAUGCCGCCAACUCACGAUAUGCAGCGGGCGCGGCGGGUCCCUCUGUGGUGGAAUGCGACGUCGCUACUUCGGAUGUCUACUACAGUGGCGCUCUCCUUUCCUCGGCUUUUGGCAACUUCACGACGCUUUUGACGAAUGGUUCUGGUGUCUACUGCACGACUGCGCAGGAGGACAAUGCCACGCUCGAGGCCUUGAUGCGCGCCGCUGUCGACAAGGUUGUCGACUUCGGCCGCAUCAUCGUCAUGAGGACCGCUUCGGAUUUCGAUCGUCCGUGGCCUGGUGAAGCGGCUACUACCAACCUCUGGUGGGCUGAACAGGGAGCCUUCGAUCCCGCGGUGAAGAAUAUCUACCUUGCGGGCAUCGAGGUCGUCGAGGGCAUUUUGAAAGGAUGGAAUUCGACUUUUUCUGCUGGUGUAAAUGCUACGAAUUACAUUGGCGAUAUCUUUGGAACUCUGGGAGGCACGCCAGACUUUGGUCCUGGAUCUGUUUUCAAUAACAAGUAAGUCUGAGCCUUGUGAAUUUGCCGAAUGUAGUAGCCAACUAAUACGUCGCCGCGACAGCCCCGUGAAGAGGAGCGUUAAGGGGAAGAGGAAUGUUCCGGUCAAGAUUGGCAGACGACAGCCGUGA